GUCCGGAUGGCGUAGUUGCGCCGCGGCGCAGCAGCUGCUGGAGCUCACCGCCGCCGAGAGCUGGGCGGGGAAACUUUCCUCCGCGUUCCUCCGACUUGCGGCGGGUGGAUCUCUGCGUGACACGCCGCCUCCGAGGACUUCGAUCACUUGACACAUUACAAAUUUGUUGUCUUUCUCCCCCAUGAGAAGGCAAUUUGAAAAUUGGAAAGAAGGAUUUUUUAAGGCCACUUCUGAUUUGCAAAGUCUGUCUACAAUCUGAAGAAGUCUCGGCUGAGGGUGACUAAAUGGGGCACGCUUCUGGAGAAAUCAAAAUGGCUUCUUACUAUGUGAUUGCCAUGUUUGCCUUGCUGAGUUCCUGUGUAGCCACUGCCGAUCCAGAGCCCGGGACCCAGUGUGAAGUGUCGCCUGUCAACGCCUCCCAUCCUGUCCAGGCGUUAAUGGAGAGCUUCACUGUCUUGUCGGGGUGUGCCAGCAGAGGCACGACGGGGCUGCCACAGGAGGUGCACGUCCUGAACCUCCGCGCUGCUGACCCAGGGCCUGACCAGCCUCAGAGAGAGGUCACUCUGCACCUAAAUCCCAUCUCCUCGGUCCACAUUCACCACAAGCCUAUCGUGUUUGUGCUCAACUCCCCACAGCCCCUGGUCUGGCAUCUGAAGACAGAGAGGCUGGCAGUUGGGGUCUCCAGACUUUUCUUGGUGUCUCAGGGUUCCAUGGUCCAGUUUUCAUCAGGAAACUUCUCCUUGUCAGCAAAAACAGAAGAAAAGAGAUUCCCUUAUAGAAACGACCGUCUGCUAAGUUGGGCUCGAAAGGAGUACGGAGCAGUCACUUCAUUCACUGAACUCAAGAUAGCAAGAAACAUUUACGUUAAAGUGGGGGAAGAUCAAGUGUUCCCUCCCACGUGCAACAUAGGGAAGAAUUUUCUCUCGCUCAAUUACCUUGCUGAGUACCUUCAGCCCAAAGCAGCGGAGGGUUGUGUGAUAUCCAACCAGCCCCAGGAUAAGGAAGUACACAUCAUCGAGUUAAUUACCCCCAGCUCUAACCCCUACAGUGCUUUCCAGGUGGAUAUAAUAAUUGACAUAAGACCUUCUCGAAAGGAUCUUGAGGUGGUCAAAAAUCUCAUCCUGAUCUUGAAGUGCAAAAAGUCUGUCAACUGGGUGAUCAAAUCUUUUGAUGUUAAGGGAAACCUGAGAGUUGUUGCUCCUAACAGUAUUGGCUUUGGGAAAGAGAGUGAAAGAUCCAUGAUAACAACCAAAUCAGUAAGAGAUGACAUUCCUUCAACCCAAGAGAAUCUGUUCAAGUGGGCUUCGGACAAUGGCUAUAGUCCAGUAACAUCAUAUACAGUGGCUCCUGUGGCUAAUAGAUUCCAUCUUCGGCUUGAAAACAGUGAGGAAAUGAGAGAUGAGGAAGUCCAUACCAUCCCUCCUGAGCUACGGAUCCUGCUGGACCCUGGCAAUCUGCCUGCCCUGGAGAACCCACCCAUCCGGGGAGGGGGAGGCCGAAAUGGAGGUUUCCCCUUUCCUAUCCCCGAUAUCUCCAGGAGAGGCCAGAUGGAAAGGGGAGAUGAUGGGAUCCCCCAGCCAAGGGACCCUAUCGUCCCCAGCUUGCGGCUGUUUCCUGGUCCCGAAGAGCCCAAGGAGGUGCAAGAGAAUGUGGAUAUUUCCCUGUCAGUCAAAUGUGACAGUGAAAAGAUGGUCGUAUCUGUAGAAAAAGAGUCUUUUCAGGCCAACAACUACUCGGGGAUGGAGCUCACUCUGUUGGAUCCUACCUGCAAGGCCAAGAUGAAUGGCACCCACUUCAUUUUGGAGUCUCCCCUGAGUGGCUGUGGUACUUGGCACCGGCGGUCAGCCCCGGAUGGAGUGAUUUAUUAUAACUCUAUUGUGAUGCAGGUUCCAUCGCCUGGGGAUAGUAGCGGCUGGCUAGAUGGUUAUGAAGAUCUGGAGUCAGGUGAUCAUGGAUUUCCGGGGGAUAUGGAUGAAGGAGACACUUCCUUCUUCAGCCGGCCUGAAAUUGUGGUGUUUAACUGCAGCCUGCGGCGAGUGAGGAAUCACAGCGGCUUCCAGGACCCACUCCACAGGAAUGUCACUUUCAACAUGGAGCUCUAUAACACUGACCUCUUUCUCGUGCCCUCUCAGGGGGUCUUCUCUGUGGCAGAGAACGGACACAUUUAUGUUGAGGUGUCUGUUACUAAGGCUGACCAAGAGUUGGGCUUUGCCAUCCAAACGUGCUUUAUCUCUCCAUAUUCAAACCCGGAUAGGAUGUCUGAUUACACUAUCAUUGAAAACAUUUGUCCUAAAGAUGAAUCUGUGAAAUUCUACAAUCCAAAGAGGGUGCACUUUCCUAUUUCCCAAGCUGAGAUGGAUAAGAAGCGAUUCAGCUUUGUGUUUAAGUCCAUUUUCAACACCUCACUGCUCUUUCUACAGUGUGAGCUCACGCUGUGUACGAAGAAGGAAAAGGACCCCCAGAAGUUACCUAAGUGUGUGCCUCCAGAUGAAGCCUGCACCUCGCUGGACGCCUCAAUGAUCUGGGCCAUGAUGCAGACUAAGAAGACCUUUACCAAGCCCCUUGCUGUGAUCCACCAGCAAGAAGAAGUUAAAGAAACCAGUCUAAGCAUUAAGGAACCGAAUCCAGUUCCUCCACAGAUCUUCCAUGGUCUGGACACCCUCACCGUGAUGGGCAUCGCAUUUGCAGCAUUUGUGAUCGGAGCACUCCUGACAGGGGCCUUGUGGUACAUCUAUUCUCACACAGGGCAGACGGCAGGAAGGCAGCAAGUGCCCACCUCCCCGCCGGCCUCGGAGAACAGCAGCGCGGCGCACAGCAUCGGCAGCACGCAGAGCACGCCCUGCUCCAGCAGCAGCGCAGCCUAGCUCCCCGCCUCCGCCCGGAGGGGACCGGCGGCCUCCCGCCCGCCCCGCGUGUCCGCGCCGGAAGGCAGCAGCGCGGUGCCAUUGCGGAGAGAGAGUGAAUUCCAACACGCAGGCCACCUGUUGUAUUCCUCCCCCGCCCAGGGCUAAUACACGUGUGCCCCCUGGGCUUCUGUAACACACUAGAACUCCUGUGAGAAAGCCAAGGUGGUGGCCUUCUCCACCAGCCCCGCCCGGGCUUGGGGGUUUUCAAUGUGAAACACGUGCCAGUUUUCAAAAUGCUGCUUUGUCCAGGUAAGACUGUCCAUAAUUUGGGGCCCCGAGAUUUACCCUGACUCGAGGAGUUGGUGAGAGGAUGAUAACCAGACAGUAGGACCAGUGAGGAGAUAUGGCCAAAGAGCCUUGUAUAACUGAACCAAGAUGUAUAACACAAGAAAUACUUCAAGAUUUUCUCAGUGUGUUCCUCCGUGUCUAAUUUGCACCUUCUGGACACACACUUCUCACUUUGCUGUCACACCCUCUGGGGGCUGAUGUUGUCUGCUUGAUGGGUGCCGCCCUCAGGGACUGCACCCUGACACACAUCACAACAACAUUCCUUUCUAGGGCCCUGGGCCAAAACCAGUGCUGAUAACCUUACCUGCUCCCCCCUGUCCCACACUCGCACACCGACUGCAAAAAUGUCUUAAUGCAAAGUUUGUAUUGCUUCAUAAGCAUAUAGAAAUAGAAAAUGGCCAAAAUCUGGGACUGCAUGUUUGUCCCCAUUUAUGACAUUGCAUUCUGAGAAAAAUUAUAAAUUGGGGCAAAUUUAGUUUUAAAGUUGGAGAGGAAUUUGCACAGUAAUAUAUAUGCAAGUACAGGUAUAGACCAUGUCAUCUGGCACAUUUGUUUUCUCCGUUGGAAAAGAGAAAAUGCAUUCCCCUUUUUAAAAGACCCUGUGUCUUCAGAGUUGCAACUUAAGUGUAUUUGGGAGAAUUAGUAUUUCCACUCAAAACGUGUCAACCUUGUUAAUAGACCCUUUUGUGAAAAACGAAGCUCUUGUUCGUGCAAAUGCACGGCAGAUCCUGUUGGUUUCUGGUUGGUUAUCUGAACAGUGUCACCGAUUCUGCCAAGAAAGUGCUGAGAUCUGGAAAAGGGCACUCGUGUGGACUGCUUUAGUUCUCUUGCCUUAAAUAUAUUCCAACCUCAAAAAAGGAUUUGAGAUGGAUUUCAUUAAAAUGGAAUAAUAUCAUGCCACUUUGCAGCUAAAAUAAGCUCAACUGAUAGUCUGUGUUAAAAAAGAAGGCCGAGGAAAGUUGCCAUGCCAAUUCAUUUACUACUGAGAAUAGCUUCGUUGCAAAGAAAUAUUCAUCUUCUUCCAGAAUUCUCCCCCAAAUGACUCCAAAUCCUACAGAAAGAACAGGCUAGUUUCUACUCCAAAAUAUUCAUAAGUGAAUCUCACUGCCCUUAAAAUAAGGAAGUUGUGCCUGGUUCUCUGAAUGGAACCCUAAAGACCUGAGGGCAGUGUCUGUCAGCCCACAAGUAGGUGGAGAUACUGACAGUCAUUGAUAUGAUACUGAUCUGUCAUGUUGGUCACUGAUAUGAUAGACAUAUCAUCCAAUCAUAGAAUAAUACUCUGAUUUGAUAAGUAUAGAUAUUCAAUCUGCAUAAUAUUAACCAGAACAGAUUACUUGAGGGCUAAGAUUUCCAGGCUGCCUGCAUUGAUUUAUUGAAAAUUUUGCAGAUUUCCACAUACAAAUGAAGAUACGAGAUUAGAGAAUUGAUUUCCUUCAGUUAAUUUUUUAACAUAAGGGUAUCAGAGUGGAGGACCUAGAUUAUGCUACCUGUGUUUGAAAAUAAUGCGCUUUGCCUAACCUUCAGCAGAAUGUAUUGUUUUAGCAUAUUCUAUGUAUAAAAAAGUUUAAAGAUGUCUUCAAAGAAGACUAGAGUCUUUAAGUCACAUAUAGCUAUAUUUUACUACAAAAAUGUGUGUAUAAAGAUAUAUUUAAGUGUUUUAGAUAAAUUUAAAUUACUCCAUAUGAAAUGUUUAAUUUCAGUUACUGUGAAUUCUUUUGAUCAGUUCUUUGCUGUUUAAAAAACCCUUUCCAUCCUCUUAAAAACAAAAUCAUCUAUUAAGAGGUAUUAAACAGAUCCAGUUCUUUAGAUGGACAGGGUUAAAACCUUUUGUGAUGAUUAUAUUUAAAUGUAUAUUUUUGAGAGAGAUGCUACAUUGCCAAUGAUUUUAUAAAUAAUUUAAAAUUAAUUUACAAAUUUAUGGAUGCAAACCAAAAGAUUUUAAAAGAAAGAGAAGGAAAAAAAAUCACCUUUUAAUUGUUUGGGUCUUACUGUCAGAAGUAUUAUUCAGAUCAAGAAAUCUGUGUUGAUAAUAAACCCGGUCCCAUGUUCACUGGAGAGUGAAUGUCAUUAAUUAAGUAUCUCAGAAAUGUUUCUAAAAAAUGUUUUUUUAAAAAAAGUGUUCUCUCCCCAGUUUUGUAUUACAGCAUUUCUAAUCACUUCAUACUUCACAGUUUCAAUACAAAGUACAAGCUCUAGUUUAUAACAAGUUCUGCAAGUUUCCUUAAAGCUGUUGUUAUAUUCCAGUUAAAUGCUUCUGUCUACAAAGUCUUUCAUUACUUCUGCCGGCUACACUCUAAUUCACAGAGAUCAUUUUUGUUGUGUUUGACCAAGCCAAAGCUAUUGUUGAAAUGCUCCAAACUCCCCAGGCAGAGUGUCUGUGGGAUGGAUACCUUAUAGCUUUUCACCAUGUGGUAUUCACCAGCAGUUCCUCUGUUUUUAAAGUCAGAGGUGUCUUCUGUCUGAGCUGCUUCUAGAGCAUUGUCUACACAAACAAACAAAAAUGGUCUUUUCCUUGUCUGUGAUAAGACUGUAAACCCAUGUUCUGUGUGUGUUCUGUAGGGGGCGUGGUUGUGAGUGUGUGUGGGGGGGUGCGCACAUGCGUGCUGGUCAUUUCGUACAGUAACUACCUCAUGGUGUGAGUGAUGGUUGUGGUAACAGAGCACAUUUGGUUGGGCGAAUUGUGUGUGUGUGACCUUUUUCCUGUUUGUGUUAUCUGGGGGUUGUUCAUGAAACUGACAGAUGUUUUUCUAAAAAGGACUAUUAUCAGUUUCCAAAAACAAUGCUUGUUUCUUCUGGGUUUUCCUGAGUGAGCCUGAUUUUGUUGCUGUGUUUCAUCUAUCAGGGUAAAAAGAGUACCCUUAAAAUCCCUGUGGCCAGUUUGAACACCCCUGUUGUAUUCUUUUCUCUGUUCAAUGUGUUGGCAAUUUUAUGAACAUGCUUAGAUGUAUAGUUUUGAUAACCACAGUUUUAAGUCCUUUAUCUGUGCAUAAUAAAAAAGAUACAUAUCAAUUUA
Neofelis nebulosa (Clouded leopard) is the source of this 6207-nucleotide messenger RNA. RefSeq names its product transforming growth factor beta receptor 3 (gene TGFBR3). NCBI's taxonomy places the organism in Eukaryota, Metazoa, Chordata, Mammalia, Carnivora, Felidae. The coding region runs from base 285 to 2864 and encodes 859 amino acids. The transcript is spliced from 18 exons. The record is from RefSeq and is a predicted model, not a curated record.